GCGUUCUAUUUCAACCAAACUCAACGAUCGUCUGAGUUUACUGUAUGAUCAUAAAUGAUUAGCGAUCGGUGGUGUUAUUGUUAGUAUAGAAAAUUUUAGUAAAUGUUAUAUUACGUUUUAUUAUAGAUAUAAAUUAUAAAAUUGGGAUAAUGGCAUCCCCUCGUCCGAAAUCGCCUCGGCCUCCAAUUUCAUCUAAAAAAGAUGAAAAAGAAGAAAGUUUUUGGGAUAAAAUUGGAACUCUUGGUCGAAAAAAAAGAAUCAAAGAAGUGCAAGAAGUUCAAGAAGAAGGUAAAUAUGCUAUUGAUUCUCCUGGAUAUGCUGCUACACCCGAUAUGCCACCAGAAGAAUAUGCUCUCGAUGAGAAUGAGGAACGUUCAAUGAUAGAACCAAGAUCAUUAGAAGAUUCAAAACUUCAGGAACUUAUAUAUGUUCUAUUAGAAUGGAUUAAUGAUGAACUAGCUAAUCAACGUAUUAUUGUAAAAGAUAUCGUAGAAGAUCUAUAUGAUGGACAAGUAUUGCAAAAGCUUUUAGAGAAAUUGACUGGAGAGAAAUUAGAUGUACCGGAAGUUACACAAUCAGAAGAAGGGCAGAAACAAAAGUUGGCUGUUGUUUUAGGAGCUAUAAAUCGUAUAUUGGGACGAUAUCCACCUUAUAAAUGGAGUGUUGAAUCUGUUCGUUCAAAAAAUAUUGUCCCUAUCUUACAUAUAUUAGUUGGUUUAGCACGACAGUUUCGAGCACCUGUCAGAUUACCAGAAAGAGUAGCAGUUCAAAUGGUAGUGGUGAAAAAAAAAGAUGGCCAAUUAAUGCAUAGAACGGUACGAGAAGAAAUUACUUCUAUUUAUGAUGAUCUAGGGAUGCGUUGCGAAAGAGAUGCAUUUGACACAUUAUUCGAUCAUGCACCAGAUAAACUUGCAGUUGUUAAAAAAUCUUUGAUUACUUUUGCUAAUAAACAUUUAAGCAAAGUGCAUUUGGAAGUAACAGAUCUUGAUACACAAUUUCAUGAUGGAGUCUUUUUGACAUUAUUACUAGGACUCUUGGAGGGAUUUUUUGUUCCAUUAGGUAGUUUUCAUUUGACACCAAAAACGCAUGAUCAAAAAGUUCAUAAUGUUUCUUUUGCGUUUGAUAUUAUGCAAGAUAUAGGAUUACCUAAACCUAAGGCAAGACCCGAAGACAUUGUAAAUUUGGACUUGAAAUCCACACUUCGUGUUUUAUAUAAUCUUUUUACAAAAUACAAAGGUUUAAAUUGAUAUAUUUUUAUAAAAAUAAAUGAAAGAGGAGUAUAUAUAUAACGUUGACAGAUUAAAUAUGAUUAUGUUAAUUUGUUUAAUCAUAUUACUGUACUAACUAAAAAGUAUGUCACAUCUUUUGAUUAUUAACAAUUAGAAACUGCCA
This is a messenger RNA of Vespa mandarinia (Asian giant hornet), 1392 nucleotides long. RefSeq names its product beta-parvin (gene parvin). Gene Ontology annotation, biological process: establishment or maintenance of cell polarity regulating cell shape; cell projection assembly; substrate adhesion-dependent cell spreading. NCBI's taxonomy places the organism in Eukaryota, Metazoa, Arthropoda, Insecta, Hymenoptera, Vespidae. The record is from RefSeq and is a predicted model, not a curated record. Gene Ontology annotation, molecular function: actin binding. Gene Ontology annotation, cellular component: focal adhesion; actin cytoskeleton; cytoplasm.